AGUUGGCGCGAGCCGCGGGCGAGGCGGGGCCGCGCGGCCCCUCCCCCGGCCAGGCCCCUCCCCCAGGGCCCCUGAGCCCCUCGGUCCCUUCCGAGCGCCCCGUGCAGCCUGCUCCGCCGCUGACGCCUGUGGCCCGAGCCGAGCGCCGCGGCUUGGUUCGCCUGGCUGAGGACAAGGUCAGGGGACCGAGAGGCGAUGCCCAAGUGCGACUGCAGGCAGCCGAUCGCAGGCGACAGCGACUGGGUUCUGUCCAUCGGUCCCUCCUGACCGGGAGUGGGACUGGGGCCGGCGCUGUGCAGAGGACGAGGAGGAGCGGCGGCGGCGAGGCUUCUGCAGCCGGUUUCCCCCAGAGCAUCCCUGUCGGCGCCCGAACACGCACCCCCUCCAGGCAGGGGCGCCGGGGAAGAUGGAGCCGGGGGGCCGGGCCCGUUCUGGCCCCCUGCUGCCGGCGGCCCCGGAGCUGGGGAGGACUCGACCGGCCGGUAGCGGCGGGGGCGCCUCCUCCUGGCUGCUGGACGGGCACAACUGGCUGUUGUGCUAUGGCUUCCUCUACCUGGCGCUCUACGCGCAGGUGUCCCAGUCCAAGCCGUGCGAGAAGACCGGCUCCUGCUUCUCGGGCCGCUGUGUCAACUCCACCUGCCUCUGCGACCCGGGCUGGGUGGGGGACCAAUGCCAGCACUGCCAGGGCAGGUUCAAGUUAACCGAACCUUCGGGAUAUUUAACAGAUGGUCCGAUUAACUAUAAGUAUAAAACUAAAUGUACAUGGUUGAUUGAAGGCUAUCCAAAUGCAGUGUUAAGAUUAAGAUUUAAUCAUUUUGCUACAGAAUGUAGCUGGGAUCAUAUGUAUGUUUAUGAUGGAGACUCUAUAUAUGCACCUUUAAUAGCGGUACUUAGUGGCUUGAUUGUCCCUGAAGUAAGGGGAAACGAAACUGUGCCUGAAGUUGUUACAACAUCGGGUUAUGCCCUACUUCAUUUUUUUAGUGAUGCAGCAUAUAAUCUAACUGGUUUCAACAUUUUUUACUCAAUCAAUUCUUGUCCUAACAAUUGCUCUGGUCAUGGGAAAUGUACCACUAGUAUCUCCGCUCCCAGUCAAGUAUACUGUGAAUGUGAUAAAUACUGGAAAGGGGGAGCUUGUGACAUUCCUUACUGCAAAGCCAACUGUGGGAGUCCAGACCACGGCUACUGUGACUUAACGGGAGAGAAAUUGUGUGUCUGCAAUGACAGUUGGCAAGGUCCUGAUUGCUCUUUGAAUGUCCCUUCUACCGAGUCUUACUGGAUUCUGCCAAAUGUUAAACCCUUCAGUCCUUCUGUAGGCCGGGCUUCACAUAAAGCCGUUUUACAUGGGAAGUUUAUGUGGGUGAUUGGCGGAUAUACUUUUAACUACAGUUCUUUUCAAAUGGUCUUGAAUUACAAUUUAGAAAGCAGUAUAUGGAAUGUAGGAACUCUAUCCAGGGGACCUGUCCAGAGAUACGGACACUCUCUUGCUUUAUAUCAGGAAGACAUCUUUAUGUAUGGAGGCAGAAUUGAAACAAAUGAUGGCAAUGUUUCGGGUGAAUUGUGGGUUUUCAACAUCCAUAGUCAGUCCUGGAGUACAAAAACCCCUACAGUUCUUGGACAUAGCCAGCAGUAUGCGGUGGAGGGACACUCAGCACACAUUAUGGAGGUGGACAGUGGAGAUGUUGUCAUGAUCAUCAUAUUUGGAUAUUCUGCAAUAUAUGGUUAUACAAACAGCAUACAAGAGUACCACAUCUCGUCUAACACUUGGCUUGUUCCAGAAACUAAAGGAGCAAUUGUACAAGGUGGAUAUGGCCAUACUAGUGUGUAUGAUGAAAUAACAAAGUCCAUUUAUGUUCACGGAGGCUAUAAAGCAUUACCAGGCAAUAAAUAUGGCUUGGUAGAUGAUCUUUAUAAGUAUGAAGUUAACACUAAGACUUGGACUAUUUUGAAAGAAAGUGGGUUUGCCAGAUACCUUCAUUCAGCUGUUCUUAUCAAUGGAGCUAUGCUUAUUUUUGGAGGAAACACGCAUAAUGACACUUCUUUGAGUAACGGUGCAAAAUGUUUUUCUGCCGAUUUCCUGGCAUAUGACAUAGCUUGUGAUGAAUGGAAAAUACUACCCAAACCAAAUCUUCAUAGAGAUGUCAACAGAUUUGGACACUCUGCAGUUGUCAUUAAUGGGUCCAUGUAUAUAUUUGGGGGAUUUUCUAGUGUACUCCUUAAUGACAUCCUUGUCUACAAGCCCCCAAACUGUAAGGCUUUCAGAGACGAAGAAUUGUGUAAAAAUGCUGGCCCAGGGAUAAAAUGUGUUUGGAAUAAAAACCACUGUGAAUCUUGGGAAUCUGGAAAUACUAAUAAUAUUCUCAGAGCAAAGUGCCCUCCUAAAACAGCUGCUUCUGAUGACCGGUGCUACAGAUACGCCGAUUGCGCCAGCUGUACCGCUAAUACGAAUGGGUGCCAAUGGUGUGAUGACAAGAAAUGCAUUUCGGCCAGCAGUAACUGCAGUAUGACUGUCAGAAACUAUACCAAAUGCCACGUGAGGAAUGAGCAGAUUUGUAAUAAACUUACCAGCUGUAAAAGCUGCUCGCUGAACUUGAAUUGCCAGUGGGAUCAGCGGCAACAGGAAUGCCAGGCAUUACCAGCUCAUCUUUGUGGAGAAGGAUGGAGUCAUAUUGGAGAUGCUUGUCUUAGAAUCAAUUCCAGUAGAGAAAGCUACGACAGUGCAAAGCUGUAUUGCUAUAAUCUUAGUGGGAAUCUUGCUUCAUUAACAACAUCAAAAGAAGUAGAGUUUGUUCUGGAUGAAAUACACAAGUAUACACAACAGAAGGUCUCACCCUGGGUAGGCUUGCGUAAGAUCAAUAUCUCCUACUGGGGAUGGGAGGACAUGUCCCCUUUUACCAAUACGACCCUGCAGUGGCUUCCUGGUGAACCCAAUGAUUCAGGAUUCUGUGCAUAUCUAGAAAGGGCUGCGGUAGCUGGCUUGAAAGCUAAUCCUUGUACGUCUAUGGCAGAUGGCCUCGUUUGUGAAAAACCUAUUGUGAGUCCAAAUCAGAAUGCCAGGCCGUGCAAGAAGCCGUGCUCCCUGAGGACGUCCUGCACCAACUGUACGGGCGGCGGCAUGGAAUGCAUGUGGUGCGGAAGUACCAAGCGCUGUGUGGACUCCAAUGCCUAUAUCAUCUCCUUCCCCUACGGGCAGUGUCUGGAGUGGCAGACGGCCACCUGUUCUCCUCAAAAUUGUUCUGGAUUUCGGACCUGCGGCCAGUGUCUGGAACAGCCAGGAUGUGGCUGGUGCAGUGACCCUAGUAAUACGGGAAGAGGGCACUGCACUGAAGGGUCUUCCCGGGGACCCAUGAAGCUUGUGGGAAUGCAUGGCAGUGAGAUGGUUCUUGACACCAGUCUUUGUCCCAAAGAGAAGUACUACGAGUGGUCCUUUAUCCAGUGCCCAGCUUGCCAGUGUAAUGGACACAGCACGUGCAUAAAUAAUAAUGUGUGUGAACAGUGUAGGAAUCUCACCACAGGAAAGCAAUGCCAGGAGUGCAUGGCCGGCUACUAUGGUGACCCCACCAAUGGAGGACAGUGUACAGCUUGUACAUGCAGUGGCCAUGCAAAUAUUUGUCACAUGCACACAGGAAAAUGUUUCUGCACAACGAAAGGGAUAAAAGGGGACCAAUGCCAAUUAUGUGACUCUGAAAACCGCUAUGUUGGUAAUCCACUGAGAGGGACAUGCUAUUACAGUCUUCUUAUCGACUAUCAGUUCACGUUCAGCUUACUACAGGAAGACGAUCGGCACCACACAGCGAUAAACUUCAUAGCAAACCCUGAACAGUCAAACAAAAACUUGGACAUUUCAAUUAAUGCAUCAAACAACUUUAAUCUCAAUAUUACAUGGUCUGUUGGUUCAACAGCUGGAACAAUAUCUGGGGAGGAGACUCCAAUAGUUUCCAAGACCAAUAUAAAGGAAUACAGGGAUAGUUUUUCCUAUGAAAAAUUUAACUUUCGAAGCAAUCCUAAUAUUACAUUCUAUGUAUACGUCAGCAACUUUUCCUGGCCUAUUAAAAUACAAAUUGCUUUCUCACAACACAACACUAUCAUGGACCUUGUGCAGUUUUUUGUCACCUUCUUCAGUUGUUUUUUAUCUUUAUUACUGGUGGCCGCUGUGGUGUGGAAGAUAAAACAGACUUGUUGGGCUUCUCGGCGGAGAGAGCAACUGCUUCGUGAACGACAGCAGAUGGCCAGCCGUCCCUUCGCUUCUGUCGAUGUAGCUCUGGAAGUAGGAGCUGAGCAGACAGACUUUCCGCGAGGGCCAUUAGAGGGGGCGCCUAAACCAAUAGCCAUGGAGCCGUGUGCUGGAAACAGAGCUGCUGUUCUGACGGUGUUCCUUUGUCUUCCUCGGGGAUCGUCCGGUGCCCCUCCCCCUGGGCAGUCAGGCCUCGCCAUCGCCAGUGCCCUAAUAGACAUUUCACAACAGAAGCCUUCAGAUAGUAAAGACAAGACUUCGGGAGUUCGAAACCGAAAGCCCCACCUCUCAACACGUCAAGGAACUUGUGUCUGA
Chrysochloris asiatica (Cape golden mole) is the source of this 4546-nucleotide messenger RNA. RefSeq names its product attractin-like 1 (gene ATRNL1). The record is from RefSeq and is a predicted model, not a curated record. Gene Ontology annotation, cellular component: Golgi apparatus. Gene Ontology annotation, molecular function: protein binding. Bases 407 to 4546 code for a protein of 1379 amino acids. The transcript is spliced from 29 exons. NCBI's taxonomy places the organism in Eukaryota, Metazoa, Chordata, Mammalia, Afrosoricida, Chrysochloridae.